CAUAAGUGACGUCGUUAAAUUCAGAAGGGCAUUGCUGACCCGAUGCGCGCCAAAACCACACGUGGCAGCACCUGGCAAAUGCUUUUAUCCCCAGUAAAUUAAUGCUACCUCAUACCUAAUCUCUUUAUUUUUUCUCCUUCUCUCUGCCAUCCUUCAACAUCGACACGCAACAACAGCAUGGCAUCAAGAUUCGGCCAUUCGACACUUCACCAGCGGGAUUCCCGCAGCGCCCUGUUCGAGGGAUACAGCGGCAGCGGCCGUAACAGUGCCGACCCUGCGAGACGAUCCAGCCCGGCCGCGGGUUACGGCUACGGAUACCCCGGAGGUAGUAACGGGUCAGCGAGUUCGCAUCUUGGUGCGGAUAACAGAGGGACAUUCAGGCCCGCGACGCCGAAUUCAAAGGGCCAAUACAGCGAUGCGGUGCUCAACGAGCUAGAAAGCCAAAACGACCAGCAGGUCGAGGGCAUCUUAGGGAAGGUCAAAGUCCUGAAAGAUGUGAGUUUUAUACUGCUGUUGAUGCUGCGCAUGACGGUGGCUAUCGGCGACGAGAUUAGAGAGUCUUCGGCGCUUGCGGAGAAGAUGAACGAUACGUUCGACUCGACGCGGUUAAGGCUACGCGGCACUAUGAACAGGAUGUUGGUCAUGGCUGAGAGGACCGGCGUCGGCUGGAAGGUCUGGCUUGGUUUCUUCGCUGCCGUGAUCUUCAUCUUCUUUUACGUCUGGCUUUUCUGAACACCUACCUCCUUUCGUUCCGGGUCAUCUAUCAACAUACCUACUCAUCUCCAACCCGUGAACGAACAACAAAUUCCCAUGCGCAAGCUUUAGACACGAGCAGCAUUACAUUACAUCACGGAAGGCGUUGUGGCGUGUUUUCAUUUUCCAUUUUUGGCAUCAACAGGGUACAACGGUACGAUCGAGCAAGAGAAAAGGGGGGGAGAUGUUCUGAAUAGCACUGGGUAAUGCCGCAAAAAA
Messenger RNA from Annulohypoxylon maeteangense, 972 nucleotides. RefSeq lists its product as uncharacterized. Gene Ontology annotation, biological process: endoplasmic reticulum to Golgi vesicle-mediated transport. Bases 178 to 732 code for a protein of 184 amino acids. The record is from RefSeq and is a predicted model, not a curated record. Lineage: Eukaryota; Fungi; Ascomycota; Sordariomycetes; Xylariales; Hypoxylaceae. The transcript is spliced from 4 exons.